GUCCCGUCCAUGUGAACGGAUUUAUAUCAUCAGUGUUUUCGAAACAAUAAAAAAGAAAUACUUCACUAUUAAAUCGUAUGAAAUUUCAGAUUGAAAGUGCACCUAGUGUACGAUAUCUGCAUAUCAAGAUGUUUUCACGUAUGGUCGAGUUCGCUGACUACCUUAACUCCGGACGGACCCGUGGUUCGCUAAUACCCAUACUACCCAUAUAAUCCGAGAAGGAAGUUGCCUACAUCACAUCCCCACUAUAUCAGAAGCUUCGACUAUCUCCGUUCCUUCCUACAGCAACAUCACUUACUGAGAGGGUUCCACGAUGCCGACGGACUUAGAGCAACUCAAGGAGAUGGGCUUUGACCCUGAGCGUGCUCAGCUUUCAUUGAAGAAGUCCGGCAACUUAACACAGGCACUUGAAUGGCUCGAAAAGAAUCAGGAUAUGUCAUGGGAGCAGAUACAAGAGUCAGAGGCAGCAGCAAAUCAUGGGGUUGACGAAGAUGCGCCAGCGCUCAAGCCUGGCGAAGAAGCGAGAUCACUCAAGUGUUCCGACUGUGGCAAAGGGUUCCGAAGCACUGCCCAGGCCGAAUUCCACGCCUCGAAGAGUGGUCAUGAGAAUUUUGAGGAAUCUACCGAGGAGAUCAAGCCUCUCACCGAGGAAGAGAAAGCAGCAAAGCUCCAGGAACUCAAAGAGAAACUGGCCGCUAAGCGCGUGGGCUUGACGGAGCAGGAGAAGGCGGAGAAGAAACAAAACGAGAUGAUCCGGCGUAAAGCAACCAAAGAGAGCCAAGACAUCAAAGAGCAACUCCAAGUCAAAGAACGUCUGAAAGAGGCGCAAGCAAAGAAGAAGGAGAAGCAGGACGAGAUCGAUGCUCGUAAGCGUGCUUUGGCAAAGAUUGAGGCAGACAAACAGGCCAGAAGAGAAAAGGCAGAGGCCCAGAAGGCCCAACGUGCUGGACUUGCGCCCCCUGAACCAGCAGCACCCGCAGCUCCAACCAAAACUACCGCUCCGAAGUCGAGCGCAUCCUACACCGAGGCAAGACUCAGGCUGCAGACGUCCAACGGCACUGUCACCAAGACGUUCCCUGCAGAGACAACUCUCUUCGAGGUUGCACAUGCCAUCGCCGCUGAGAAUGGCGUCCAGGCCAGUUCAUUCACGACCAACUUCCCAAAGAAAUCAUUCGAGCUAACUGAUUUCGGGAUGACACUGAAAGAAGCUGGAAUGGUACCAAGCUCGGCGCUUGUUGUGAAGUAGGGAGCACUUGUGCACCUAUGGAUGCAUGAGAAGGCGUAAAGGGUGUGAAACUUCCAGAGAUAAUCCGAUCGGGGGAGCAUAUGAGCACUGGAGUUGAUUGAGAAGUGCAUACAUUUGAUGAUUGGCAAGUGGUUGGCAAAAAGUGUAGCAGGCAGAACUACUGCCCACAGAUAGGGGUAUCUAUUCAAUGACAAAACAGACAGUGUAUCGAUCACAAAUGAGCGAAGAUCCUAUGUUUACAUGUUUAUUCUUCUGAGGCCCUAGUGAUACUGGAGGUGGUAACACUUUCCUGCUCG
Messenger RNA from Pseudovirgaria hyperparasitica, 1542 nucleotides. RefSeq lists its product as uncharacterized. Lineage: Eukaryota; Fungi; Ascomycota; Dothideomycetes; Acrospermales; Acrospermaceae. The record is from RefSeq and is a predicted model, not a curated record. Gene Ontology annotation, molecular function: protein binding. The transcript is spliced from 3 exons. Bases 314 to 1246 code for a protein of 310 amino acids.